Pedinophyceae sp. YPF-701 is the source of this 1764-nucleotide messenger RNA. The record is from the annotation of a GenBank genome assembly. NCBI's taxonomy places the organism in Eukaryota, Viridiplantae, Chlorophyta, Pedinophyceae.
AUGAAGGCUCUGGGCUUGAAGGAUGCGAUCGCUGGCGCCGAUGAGAAGGCCUGCGGGGGCGGAUCCUCGCCCUUCUCCCCCAUCGGCCAGGUCGGAGCUUCCAUCAUGACGCUACGCAAGACCAUGCACGACCUCAGGAUGCUCGAGAAGCCCAUCGACAAGUACAUGUUCCUGCGCGCGCUGUACGAGCGCUCCCCGGAGCUCCACUUCCAGCUCCUGAUGACGAACACCGAAGAGACGCUACCCUUCAUCUACACCCCCACCGUGGGCGAGGCGUGCCAGCGCUACGGCGAGCUGGGCAUCCAGACGCGCGGCUGCUACAUCACGCCCGCGGACCGCGGCAACAUGGCCGCCAAGCUCGCCCCGUGGACGUCCCAGAACAUCCGCGUGAUCGUCGUCACGGACGGAGAGCGCAUUCUCGGCCUCGGGGACCUCGGCGCGGGCGGCAUGGGCAUCUCCGAGGGCAAGAUCCUGCUGUACACCGCGGCGGCGUGCGUGAACCCGAACCGGUGCCUGCCCGUCUGCCUGGACGUGGGCACCAACAACGAGGCGCUGCGCAGCGACCCGACGUACCAGGGCGUGCGCGAGCCGCGGCUGCGCGGGGAGGAGUACGACAGCUUCGUGCGCGAGUUCAUGGAGACGGUCAAGGACUGGGCGCCGCACUGCCUCAUCCAGUUUGAGGACUUCGGCAACCAGAACGCCUUCCGCAUCCUCGAGAUGUUCCAGCCGGACUACUGCUGCUUCAACGACGACAUCCAGGGCACGGCCUGCAUCGCGCUCGCGGGCUUCCUCGCCGCCCUCCGCGCCUCGGGCGGCCGCCUCGCCGACCAGCGCGUGCUCUUCCUGGGCGCGGGCGAGGCCGGCACCGGCAUCGGGGAGCUCAUCGCGCAGGAGGUCGCCCGCCAGACGGGCGCGGCCGUCGAGGACGCGCGCCGCGCGUGCUUCUUCCUCGACUCGCGCGGCCUGGUCUGCAAGGACCGCCCCGGGAAGCUGCAGCACCACAAGGUGCCCUUCGCCCACGACGUGCCGUUCCUGCCGGACCUGCUGUCCGCCGUGGAGGAGCUGCGGCCGACCGCGCUCGUCGGCGUGUCGGCGCAGGCGCGCACGUUCACCGAGGCCGUCGUCCGCAAAAUGGCCGAACUGAACGAGCGGCCCAUCAUCUUCCCGCUCUCCAACCCCACGCACCUGGCGGAGUGCACGUUCGCGGAGGCGAUGGAGUGGACCGACGGGCGCGUCGUCUUCGCGUCCGGCUCGCCGUUCGCGCCGCUCGAGCGCGACGGCAGGGAGUUUUACCCUGCGCAGGCCAACAACGCGUACGUGUUCCCGGCGGUGGGGCACGCGGCGGUGCUGACGCGCGCGACGAACAUUCCGCCGGACGCGUUCCUGAUCGCGGCGGAGACGCUGAGCGGGAUGUCGGAUGCGGAGGACAUCGAGGCCGGGUCGUUGUUCCCGCGGUUCACUGAGAUCAAGGACGUGAGCGUGGAGAUCAUGGCGGCGGUGGCGGCGUGGCUGGUGGAGCAGGGCGUGGGCUCGGAGCCGGAGCGGUUCGGUGGGGACUGGAAGGAGGAGGCGCGGAGGGCGAUGUGGACGGCGCCGGGCGCGCUGGGCACGCCGAGCAUGCGCCUGAUGCACAUGCACUCGCUCAACCACUCGACGCUGCACGACAGCGACUGCGACCUGCACUCGGUGUCGCGGCGCGACAUGAUGGCGCUCGCGGGCACCGUGAUGGACAUGAUCGAGCACGGCGCGCUCGAGACGGCGUGA